This is a messenger RNA of Psammomys obesus (fat sand rat), 2475 nucleotides long. RefSeq names its product sorting nexin 10 (gene Snx10). Gene Ontology annotation, biological process: intracellular protein transport. The coding region runs from base 109 to 714 and encodes 201 amino acids. The transcript is spliced from 7 exons. The record is from RefSeq and is a predicted model, not a curated record. Gene Ontology annotation, molecular function: phosphatidylinositol binding. NCBI's taxonomy places the organism in Eukaryota, Metazoa, Chordata, Mammalia, Rodentia, Muridae.
ACUGUGAAAGAACGAAAUACCCCGGGAUGUCCAGUCUGUCCUCAGACUGAAGGGCAAGCCCAGAGCCCCUAAGAACUCCUGAGAGGUUGAUUGUGUCCUGAGCCGAAGAUGUUUCCAGAGCAACAGAAAGGGGAGUUUGUAAGCGUCUGGGUCCGGGACCCCAGGAUUCAGAAGGAGGACUUUUGGCACUCUUACAUCGACUAUGAGAUCUGUAUUCAUACCAACAGCAUGUGUUUUACAAUGAAAACGUCUUGUGUACGAAGAAGGUACAGAGAAUUUGUGUGGCUGAGGCAGAGGCUCCAAAGCAAUGCGUUGCUGGUACAAGUGCCAGAGCUUCCGUCUAAAAACCUGUUUUUCAACAUGAACAACCGCCAGCAUGUCGACCAGCGCCGCCAGGGCUUGGAAGAUUUCCUCAGAAAAGUCCUGCAGAACGCACUGCUGCUUUCCGACAGCAGCCUCCACCUCUUCCUGCAGAGCCACCUGAACUCCGAGGACAUUGAAGCAUGUGUUUCUGGGCAGACCAAGUACUCGGUGGAAGAAGCAAUUCACAAGUUUGCCUUGAUGAAUAGACGGUUCCCCGAAGAAGAUGAAGAAGGGAAAAAAGACAACGAUGUAGACUAUGAUUCAGAAAGUUCAUCCUCUGGGCUUGGACACAGUAGUGAUGACAGCAGUUCACAUGGAUGUAAAACGAGCCCAGCUCUGCAGGAGUCCUGAGAAGGAAUUCUAGGGCUACCACAUUAGAACAAAAUUGUGCCCAGCCGGGAAAGAAUGCUUGCUCACAAUAGAUUCUUACCUAAUGCCACUGUCACUAUCCUAGGUAGUUAAAUUCUUAAAGUGGUUGGUUAUUAGUGCUAGUAUUUUUAUGUUGUUUAAUUGUAGCCAAGCUUCUGUAUGAAGCUAUAAGAUCUGUGAAUGCUAUACAACCCUUUAUUGCCAUAUAAUACUUGUAAAUAUGAUCCUGCUCUCAAGUGAAAUGAGUUAUGGGAUAUAUAUAUAUGUAUCUCCAUAUAUAUAUAUAUAUCCGUCCAGUUGCUCUUAACUGAAUUUUAAGUAGCUAGGUGUACCGGUAGCAUUCAAAACCUGGACAGAGCAUUCUUUCUGUAUCAAUGAGGAAGUUACUGUAAAGGCAGGAGCCAGGGUACAGUCACGGCCCGGGAGCCUGGCCCUUUGGCUCUGGUUUUGUGGAGACUUCCCCUACUCUGGAAAAUACUUUGCUUUUAGGUAUUUGAUUGAAAUAUUUAAGAGUAUUUAAGCUUUCCAGUAUAUCACAGGUAAAUGGAAAAUGUGUCUUAUAAAUAGAGAUGUACGUACUAAAAUAAUGUUUACAUCUUGGGGAGUGGGGGAGAACCAGAAGAAGUGUUCGUAAUUCUGCUGAAGUUUGCCAUAUGUAGCUUUAGAAACAUAUCCUCACUGUCCCAAAUCAGCUUAAAUGUGCUUUUGGGCAACAAGUCAUUCGUCUACUAUUGUGUAAUUACAGUCACAGCUUAUGAUUUAUCUUCUGACAUUUAAAAAAAAAACGUGCAUAAAAAAAUCAACAGGUAACUUUUGUUCGCCGUUGCUGCUCACUAUUUUUAAGUUAGAGUUUAUUUUUUAUUUUUAACAAGAGUGAAUUUUACACAUAAAUAUUUCAGUAAUUUUGGAGUGGAAAUCAGGUUGCUAAUGUCAGAGCUCAUGGUCAUGUUUUAGAAGCCUUUUCUUUUUAGGUAUCUACCCGAAGAUUGUUAAUUUGAAUAAAAUAGCUUUUUUUUUUUUUUUUUUUUUUUAACUGGCUCAAAGAUAAGAUGGUUUGCGUCCACUAUGAACUUCUAGUUGCAGAUGAGGCAGCAUUUUCCUGGGAUAAUUAGCUAAGUCCUCUCCAGUCAGGAUGGAGCUUGUUCCUCUCUGGGGGCUAGCAGAAGGUAUUUUCAUCGAAGUGGGAUAACUUGUUGCUUUCAGUGAAUGGCUCUCACUCUCACUGGGUGCAAAAGCUGCUGCAAAAAGCAGCCAUUUUACUUGGGUGUUUAAGAGUUACUGUAUUAGUGAAAAGUUAUUGAAUUGUCUUUUGAAAUGCUUGUUUCAGAGAACUGGUGAAAACAAGAAACAGAAAAUUUAAUUUGGAAGAAGAAUGAUUUCGUGUUUUUUUUUUUUUUGUUUUUUUUUUGUUUUUUUUUUUUUUUUUAAGUUUGGUCUGAACAGUACUUCUGUAAAUAUUUUGAUUUUGUAUCGUAUAUCUUGUUACCCUGUCUUCUGAUAGUCGUUAUUUUACUGCAGGAAGAAAACCAUUCAGCAGCUGCUUAUCUUGCUGUAUGUAGUUCCCAUUCCUCAGUAGCAUAUGUGAAUUCACAACAUUUGUGUUUCUUAGCAUUUCUGAAAAGCAUACAUGUGCCACCAGUUUAUCAUACUAUUUCUUGAUGACAUGUAACCAUCAAAGUUAAUAUUAAGUGAUGCUUAAUAUUUGCUCUGUGAACUUUACAAGGUCAUUGUUUUCACAUUAAA